This is a messenger RNA of Hordeum vulgare subsp. vulgare (domesticated barley), 1052 nucleotides long. Its product is annotated as transcription factor LAX PANICLE 1-like. The transcript has a single exon. Gene Ontology annotation, biological process: regulation of DNA-templated transcription. The record is from RefSeq and is a predicted model, not a curated record. NCBI's taxonomy places the organism in Eukaryota, Viridiplantae, Streptophyta, Magnoliopsida, Poales, Poaceae. Gene Ontology annotation, molecular function: protein dimerization activity; DNA-binding transcription factor activity. The coding region runs from base 93 to 725 and encodes 210 amino acids.
GGCUCCACCACAACACAUAUAGCUAACUCGAUCUAGGGCUGAAACCAGCAGCACACAACACCUAGCCAAGCAUCCUUCGUUCCUAGCUAGCCAUGGAUCCAUAUCACUACGAAAACAUCCAUGACCCACACGGCUGCAGCUUCCCCGUCCACCCGCAGCCGCCUUUCCUCCUCCACCACUACCCGGCAGCUGCGCUCGCGGAGAGCCGGGUCAGGGGCGGUGCCGGACGGCGCCGCUCCGGCGCGAAGCUCUCCACUGACCCCCAGAGCGUCGCGGCGCGGGAACGCAGGCACCGGAUCAGCGACCGCUUCCGCGUGCUCCGCAGCCUCGUGCCCGGCGGCAGCAAGAUGGACAACGUCUCCAUGCUGGAGCAGGCCAUCCACUACGUCAAGUUCCUCAAGGCGCAGGUCAGCCUGCACCAGGCGAUGCUCAUGCAGCACGAGGAGGGCUGCGGCGGCGGACAUGGCGAGUUCGACGGCGCCCCUGGCGAGGUGACGCCGAUGGAGCUUCCGGCAGCGCAGGCCCUGCAGGAGGUGAUGAGCUGCUACUACGCUGAAGCUCAUCAGGUGGAAGAGCUUGAUCUAUGCGCGGGGCAGAUGAGCAGUAGUUCUCACGAUCUGCCUCCCUUGCCUUCCUGCGUCUUCGACGAGGAGUCUGCGGCCGCGUGCUACUCCGGGUGCAGCCUCCAAGCCGGGGAGAUCGCUCAUGCUCACGGAUCUUAUUAGCUUUAGUUAUUUAUUAUUUAUAGUUACUGCUACUAGUAUUGCAAGUAGUACUGAUUAUGUAGUUUGCGUACCCAAGUAUGUACGUCGAGGCUUGAUCCGUAGCUGCGCGCUAUCUCUACUUCUCUACCCUAUUAGCCUAAUUAUAUUAGCUCUUGCCGUUAUAUGGCCUAGCAGCAAUUUCCUCUUUGGUGCAUGCAUGCAUGCUUCUGUAGUUCUGUUGGUCGACCAAUGUGUGAUUGUGAUCACCGACGACAGACUAAGUUUCUUGUCUCAUGUUUACUGGUACUCCUCCUCCGUCUCAAAAUAAAAAUGAAUGUCUUAACUUUA